AUGACUAGAGGAGAAAAAAGGGAUGAGGAACCAGAUCAAGGAAAUAUCGACACAUCUGAUCCUCAAGGGGCCACCAGUGCGCACAGUGAUAAAGUGGAGGAGCUGACUGCUCUCGUGAAAGCAUUGAUCGAGAAGCAGGAUGCUAGAGACAAAAAGCAUGAUAAAGAUCAGCUUCAACAGGAGCAACGGUGGAAGACCAUGCAACGGCAGGUCCAGCGGGUCCAGCAGCAGCAAUAUGGAAGGUCCGAGCACUUUGAGUUGGAUGUGCGAGGACAAAUGGACACACCUUUUGACGACGGCCCAGAAGAGACGCCACAGGAGCUGUACGUACACCUCAGGGACUUGUUGAACCGUUGGCUCCAACCUGGGAAGGCGUAUGAAGAGAAGAUUUGGGAGAAGCUCAUCCUGGAGCAGUUUCUCCGAAUGGUUGACCCCGAGCUUGAAGGGGGCGCACCACACCUGUGCUAG
This is a messenger RNA of Knipowitschia caucasica, 468 nucleotides long. The record is from the annotation of a GenBank genome assembly. Lineage: Eukaryota; Metazoa; Chordata; Actinopteri; Gobiiformes; Gobiidae.